UAUGGCGCCUGUGCCUCAUCUGCUGAUUUGCAACCCGCCGAAACGGGAUCGGUGAAGAAGGGGACCUUCGAUCGGUUCGCCAUGGACUGUUCUAGGAUCAGUGAGGUUUAAAACAUCUCUAACUGUAGAGCGAUAUACACUAUAUAGUUGAUCAUCAUUGCACCUGUGAGAGGAGAAGAAUGGAUCCAUCUACGGGUAUGCACAUGUCCCAGAACAAUGAUCUCCGUGUCACUGUCAGUAACCCCAUUAUAUCCAUGUAUCAGCCUCAGCCGCAACCUCCAAACAUCACGCAGAUCAUCACACAACACGUGGUACCUCAAGAAGUCUCCUGUCAUGCCAUGCAACACGCUAUUUCAUCACACCUCCAACCGGCAUCUCACAUGCAGACCCACUCGCACAUUCAGCAAGUGACACAUCUACAGCCUCAGCCACCUCAAGCCCAUGUGGAAACACACAUUUCAACACAAGGCCAUGUAGUGACACAUGCUUCAUCAGAAGGCCAGAGUGCCACACCUUCUCAGGACGGUGCAGUGAACUCCCUACAGGUCCCUUUUGCGGAAGUAGCCUCACUGCUGGACCCUAACAUGAAAAGCUCAAAGGCCCGCAAGUACCAGAUCCAUUAUGAGGAGGUUAAAAGGAGAUUGGAAGCACCUGAGAAGAUGUCCCUCCGAUCUCUGGCCGCCUAUACGAGAGUCAGCCGAGGUCCAGCUAGUAAGAAGACCCUACUGGAGUCCCUCAACGUCUUCGGUCUGUCGCCGAGCACCAACACUGCCGUGUCCAGUUCUUUUUCGAAACUUACUGAAGGUGACACGGCGGCCCUUUGCAAAGACAUGAAGGACUUUGCACUCCAGUAUGUGGAUUAUGAUAACAUGGCAAAACAGUUGCUUCCUGAAACAAACCAGGUGCAGCACUGGUCGAAAAUUAUUGAGACAAGGAACUAUCUAGAGGAGAUGCGGAAGAUUUUUAACGAUCCCAUGAACAGCCACCUGUUCUCUAACGUUACGCACGGUCUCGGUAACGGAAUGAUGGAAGUGGCUCUUGAUCUCAUCGACAACGUCAUCGACCGACAAAUUCGAAUCCUCUCAGGGAACACGGACCCCAAACCAGAACCUCCGGCGAGAAGGAUCAGGAAACGCAACCGUAAGCCCAAAGCUGCCACGGAAGAUGGCAAACCUAAAGACAAAGGUAAACGAGGACGAAAGAAAGGAAAACAAAUUUGUUUGGAUACCACCGUUGCAGAGGUUCCACAGCCCACGGAGAUGGAGAGCAGCGUCUUAACGCUAGUGUCUGUGGGAUACGAAACCAUUUCAAGCGGACUCAACUCCACCAAUGCUGGUCUUGCUUAAUGGCACGUGCCUGAGGGGCACAGCUAGAGAGACACUGUGAAUUCCGAGCUCAAAAACUUUUCAAAGAAAACUUUAGUUUUAUAAUGUCCGACUUCUUACUUUGUCUCAAAAGUGAAAGUUUUACUUUAUUUCUUACAGGGAUUGUUCACCCAAAAAUGAAAGUUCAUUAUUUUCUUAUCCUCGUGUUAUUCCUUACCUGUGUAAAAAAAAAAUUUGUGAUGAACACAAAAGAAGAUAUUUUGAUAAAUAAUGGUAAGCACACAGCUGCCGUAACCAUUGAUUAACAAAUAUUAUGGAAGUAUUGUGAUAAAUGAUGAAGAAGAUAUUUUGAUAAAUGAUGAUAAGCACACAGUUGAUGGUACCCAUUAAAUUCCAUCGUAUUUGUUUUUCCUACCAUGGAAGUCAAUGGUUACAAUCAGCUGUGUACUUACCAUCAUUUAUCAAAAUAUCUUCUUUUGUGUUCAUCAGAGAAAAGAAAAUUAAUACAGGUUUGGUACAAAACGAAGAUGAAAAUAUUAUGACAGAAUUAAAAUUUUUGGCUGAACUAUCACUUUAAGUUUGGUCAAUGCGAGAUGUUGUUCAACAUAAUUUUUCUUUUUCAUUUAAACUGUAAAAAUAAUUUGUUGCUCUUAAAGUUUUCGUUUGUUGUUCGCAGUACGAACAAACAUACACAGACUAUCGAAGUAGCAUGCAAGCUACUAUUUUUUUUGCGCACAAUGUUUUAUUCUGUUAAAACAAAUGGUAAUAACAGUUUCAUUUUAAGUUUUUAUUUUAUUGUACUUAAUUUUACAUUCUCAGAGCAGUUUAGUUUGAGUAAUAACAUAUCUUCUCGAUUGGAUGGUUUUUUUUUAGUUUUCAAAAUAUUUAUUUUCUUUCGCAUCUGUUGUGUAGUGUACGUAAAUGACUGUAGCCUGUACUCUGUAAGAUUUGCAGAUGGCUCAUCUAAAGCUUGUAUUAAAGCAUUUCCUUUUUGAA
This is a messenger RNA of Paramisgurnus dabryanus, 2321 nucleotides long. RefSeq lists its product as uncharacterized. Gene Ontology annotation, molecular function: DNA-binding transcription factor activity, RNA polymerase II-specific; RNA polymerase II transcription regulatory region sequence-specific DNA binding. Lineage: Eukaryota; Metazoa; Chordata; Actinopteri; Cypriniformes; Cobitidae. The record is from RefSeq and is a predicted model, not a curated record. Gene Ontology annotation, biological process: regulation of cell population proliferation; anatomical structure development; regulation of transcription by RNA polymerase II. Gene Ontology annotation, cellular component: nucleus.